Humulus lupulus (European hop) is the source of this 1955-nucleotide messenger RNA. Its product is annotated as phenylacetaldehyde oxime monooxygenase CYP71AN24-like. The record is from RefSeq and is a predicted model, not a curated record. The transcript is spliced from 2 exons. Lineage: Eukaryota; Viridiplantae; Streptophyta; Magnoliopsida; Rosales; Cannabaceae. The coding region runs from base 166 to 1740 and encodes 524 amino acids. Gene Ontology annotation, molecular function: iron ion binding; oxidoreductase activity, acting on paired donors, with incorporation or reduction of molecular oxygen; heme binding.
UGUUGAACACAUAAAACACAAAUUGUGGUUUCUCUGUUGACAUUAUUACGGAGAAUUCUUGUGACAUGGUAAUCAAAGUCCUUGUAAUUAGUUAUAAAAAGGAUACUAAACAUAUGCAUUUAUCAUCCUAAAGAAAGAAAAAAAAAGUGAACUAAAAUCAAGAAAAUGACUCUAUGCAGCUCAAAGGAGUUGCAUGACUUGAUCACCUCAAGCAUACAAUAUCCCAUGUUAUUCCCCAUCUCCAUUUUCAUCAUAUCUCUAUUCAUUUUGUUCACAAGAUUUAGAUCACGUGCCAAAUUCAACUUACCACCAUCCCCGCCAAGCUUACCAGUGAUUGGCAACCUUCACCUUCUCGGCUCCCAUCCGCACCGUUCUCUCCGACAACUUUCAACCAAAUAUGGUCCAUUAAUGCUCUUGAAAUUGGGUCAAGUCCCAACCCUUGUGGUUUCAUCUUCAGAAAUGGUGAAAGAGAUUGUCAAGAAGCAUGACGUCGUUUUCUCCGACCGGCCUAAAACCUCCGCCGCUGAAAUCUUCCUUUAUGGGUGUCAAGAUGUGGGCUUUGCUCCUUAUGGGGAGUAUUGGAGACAAGUCAGGAAAGUAUGUGUUCUCGAACUCUUGAGUCUCAAAAGGGUUCAGCAAUUCCACUUCGUGAGGGAAGAAGAGACAGAUCUUUUGGUUAAUAGGAUUAGAAAAGGUUGUAAAGAUGGGGCCUGUAUAAAUCUUAGUGAGCUGUUAGUCUUGACCUCUAACAAUAUAGUCUCUAGAUGUAUUCUUGGGCAGAGUUUUGAGGAGGAAAAUGGUCAGAGCAAAUUUGGAGAGCUAACGAGGAAGGUCAUGGAAGAUUUUGCGGCCUUUAGCGUUGCAGAUUUCUUUCCUAGCAAAUAUUUGAGAUGGAUCGACGUUGUUACGGGGUUUACAGGGCGCUUGACUCGGAGGUUUAAAGCGUUAGACACUUUUUUCGAGCAACUAGUUCAAGAACACAAGGAAGUACUUAAUAGUGAUCACAGUGAAUCUGGAAGGAAAGACUUUGCGGGCAUUCUCCUUGGACUUCAAAAGGAUGGCAUGCUUGACUUUGACCUCACUGGUGAAAACAUCAAAGCAAUUCUCAUGGAUAUGUUCGUGGGGGCAAGUGAUACUACUUCAACAGCAUUGGAAUGGUUAAUGGCAGAGCUUGUGAAAAAUCCAAGAGUGAUGAAGAAAGUUCAAGAAGAGGUUAGAAGAGUGGUGGGAAGUAAGUCCAAGAUCGAUAUGAAUGAUAUCAACCAAAUGGGCUACUUAAAAUGUGUCAUCAAAGAAAAUUUAAGGCUUCAUCCGCCACUCCCUUUUUUAGUCCCUCGACAGACUUUAUCAAAUGUUAAGCUUGGAGGGUAUGAUAUUCAUGUAAAGACAAGAGUGUUCAUCAAUGUAUGGGCCAUUCAAAGGGACCCAAGUGAAUGGGACAAGCCAGACGAAUUUCGGCCAGAAAGGUUUGAGAACAACCCAAUUGAUUUCAAAUUGGGCCAAGACUUCCAACUUGUUCCAUUUGGCGUUGGGAGAAGAGGUUGCCCAGCUGUGGCAUUUGGGACUAUUAGUGUUGAAUAUGUGUCUGCCCAUCUAUUAUAUUGGUUUGAUUGGACGUUGCAUUCUAGUGACGGCGGAGCGGUAUUGGCAGAGGAACUGGACAUGAGUGAAGAUUAUGGACUCACUGUUCAUAAGAGUACCCCUCUCCAACUCGUACCCAGCACACCAUACUUCCCUUGAUAUUUGCAAAUGGAGUCUAUCAUCUAUUAUGUGUUGUAAAAUUUCUAAACCAUUUAGAAAUUAUAAUAAGAACUAUGUUUAGCUAUGUCUGUGCCUUAAAUUGUAGUCCUAGGCUUAACUUAUGUAGUUGGUUUCACACCUCUUCUCUCUGGGAGGAGUUCAUGGGUUGAAUCCCUCCCCACCACCCUAAUAUAUCAAUGAUGUAAUAAAAAUAA